Salpingoeca rosetta is the source of this 624-nucleotide messenger RNA. RefSeq lists its product as uncharacterized. NCBI's taxonomy places the organism in Eukaryota, Choanoflagellata, Craspedida, Salpingoecidae. The coding region runs from base 136 to 624 and encodes 162 amino acids. The record is from RefSeq and is a predicted model, not a curated record. The transcript has 2 exons.
UUUUCCGCACCGCCGCAGCCACUGAUUUCUGUGCUCCCGUCGGUUACCCUCGCGUCCUCGACUUGGCUCAUCCCUCUCGCUGUGCCACCACCACCACCACCACCACCAACAACAACAACAACAACAACAAGGAGGAUGAGGCUGCCGUUCGGCGCGCUGGCCCUGAUGCUGGCCAUGGGCUACAUUGCCGUGGACUUGAACUUUGACGCACUGGCAAACACGGAGCCCGCCAAGAGCAUGACAUACUACCACGUGCAGCACCACACCCCACCGCCGGCGUCCCUGAUCAUCCCCGCGGCGAUUCUCGUCGCCCUCCUCGACACCCUGUACAGCCUGCUUGUGGUCCGCGACGCGCGCGAGCUGCUCUUCCUCGUGCUCGGCUCGUACGUCCUCUAUCUCUUCAUCGGCAUUGUGAAGCCCUCCAUGGAGACCAUGUCUGGCGCCAGCCUGGACGACGUGGACGAGUACAUCCCACAGCUGGAGGCCAUCCGCGACGCCCACCUCUACAUGUGCCCCACCGUUGCUGCCAUGCUCCUCUGCACCGUCUACACCCACAUGAUCUCCCCUCCUUCCUCCUCUUCCUCUUCUUCUGCCAGUUCGAAGCACAAGAAGAAGCACAAGUAA